CAUCAGCAACACAUGGAUAAUAUUGUUGUCAUAUCGCUGAACAUCGAUAAAUAACAAUAAUUUAUAAAACAUAAUAAUUAAUAUUAAAACAAAAAAAACUGUUAACGGUUUGAAAGUUUAUAAACACGUAUAGAACGUCUGCUUAUUUCGUAUUAAAAUGAAUCUUUUUGUUGUACCGGUCGUGUAUGCGACUGCGGUGUUUUUAACAGUGAUGGUGUGCGGUGAACAAACUAGAGAAGUGUACAUGGAGAAACACGGUAAAGUUCAAGACCUAGAAACCUCAGCUUCCGGAUACAUAUACAGGACAGAUGGGCAGAACCCUCCGAUAUUCAUUAAACUCGGAGAAGGCAACAAUGAAAACUUCAAUGCCAUAUUGGAAGAUUUCAAAAAGGAAAAUGGCUUUCACGGGAUGCCUGUGGUCAGUGGUAAGCGCACGUCGCCAUACCACAUACCGGUCGUCGGCGAGGAGAGGGAUGUGCACUACAACAGCGGUCGCAGCAUCGACGGCGGUGGUUACAACCAACCGAGUUCUCGUUUCGGAGACCCGACGGCGGACGACUUUUACGGAGGAAAGUACGGGCUGGACUACGCGGACGACUCGGCGGCGCCAAUUUCGGACGUCGGCGGCUAUAAUUUCGAUCACGACGAUCUCGGCGACGCAUUCGACUUCGGCCCGUCCCCUUUCAAGUACCAUCGUGACGUGUCCACCGACGGCCUAAAAGGCGACGCGCACGGACUCGACGAUCAGAAUUAUUUCGGUUCGCCUUACACCCACAACGAGUACAAGUCGCCGAGCAAACACUCAAAGGCUGGCGGUUCGUACCAAAAGGCCGGCCAUUACUUCUCGCAGGGCACGCUGGGCGACAGCGGCUACAAGAACCAGCAUGACUUUGACAAGGGCCACGCCGGCAAGUACGGCAAGGACGACCUGAAGAGCCACUACAAGAAGGCGUCCGGCCACAGCAACGGUCACAAGAACGAAGCAGAUCACUACGGCAAGCACAAGAGCGGCACUCACGGCGUCAAGGGCCACAAGUUCGGCGAAACCGAGCACCACAAGAAGGGGCACAAGACGACCGGGUUCCACAACGUGUACCACAAGGACGAGUACAACAAGGAACAGAAGUUCUACGACGACGCGCACAAGCACGGUAAGUUCGACAAGUACGGUGGCAAGCACAAGGACUUCUCGCAGAAGAACGGCGGCCACAAGCACGGCUCGCACCACGAGUCAGGCUACGACGAGGCGCACAAGGGCGCGGCUGGCCAGUUCGAGAAGGGCAGCUACCACGACGGCCACAAGGGUCACAGUGGCGAGUCCGGCCACAAGUCGCACCACGACCACAAGGCUGAGUACGACACCCUGUCCGACAACAAGAAGUACGGUGAACACGAGGCUGCGGGUGGCGACGACUUCUAUUGAGCGAUGACGAUACUUCCAAGUCUAUAAUAUUAUAUUCGCGCGUGUAUCGUAAUGCGCACGUAUACUUGACGGAAGCGACCGCUUCGACAGACUUCAGUGACUUGCCUAGGAGGGGGAGGGGGAGGUAUAUCUUAUAUUCCCUCCCUCCAUCGUCCCACAAAUCCUCUUAGAUUUUUUUUGUCUUUGAUAUUACCACCACGAUUCAUUUAAAUGUAUUAUUACUUAUAACUCCCCCCUCCCGUUCAUUGAAAAUUCCAGGGCACUUCACUGACAGACUUACUAUUAUAUAUUAUUAUUUACCUCUAAGUAUGUUAUUUAUAUAUCUAUAUAAUAUAAUCAUGUUCAGUAUGAUCAUGUUUCAGGUUAACACUACAUUUCUAGGACGGAUUACGUUGAAUUGAAUCGGUACUUUUUUCAAAACCUAUAAUGGAGACGUACCUAAACGCACAUUAAUAUUGUAGCUUGAACGUUUCAAGUUUAUUGAUUCUCUCCCACUCGUAUUUUUAUAAUUACCAAUAUCUAUAUAUUUUUGAAAUCAUAUUUAGGUAGGUCUUAGUUAUAGGUUAGAUAAUAAUAAUAAUAAAUACUUUUUUCAUAUUUGUUAAGAUGAUUAAAUUCGUUCAUGAUAAAUAGUUUUUUUUUUAUUUACUAAAAUGUACUAAAUAUUAUAGUGUUUUACUUAAUUAGUAUUAAAUAUUUUAUUAAAAUAUUAAUAUUACAAAUAUUGAUUAUAAUAUUUGAACUAGACAUGUUACGAAUUGUUCUAUAGUCAUUAUUUUAAUCAUUCAAAAAAAUACAAAAAACGAAUUUAAGUUUAAAUUUUAAAUAGCUCUCAUAUUAAGUCAAGUUUUAUAUUAGAAUCAUAGUUAGAAAUUAAAUAUUACUUCAAAAAAUAGGCCUACCUAAAUAUAUGAUAUUAAAAAUAUAUAUUAUAUUAUAUAAUAUAUUAGAGAUAUUGGCAUAUUGCAUGUGCGUUUUGGAGGGUUGACAAUUUAACGUAAAAUCGGCCGAAAAUUAAGUGUUGUGUACCUGAAAAAACGAUCAUUCUGUUUAUUAUGUUAUAAUAUAUUAUGUUUAUAUACCUUUAUACGAGUUAAGUCUUUAAUUAAUUUCUAAAUAUACGCAUGUACAUAUUAUUA
Messenger RNA from Metopolophium dirhodum (rose-grain aphid), 2562 nucleotides. Its product is annotated as filaggrin-2-like. The record is from RefSeq and is a predicted model, not a curated record. NCBI's taxonomy places the organism in Eukaryota, Metazoa, Arthropoda, Insecta, Hemiptera, Aphididae. Bases 158 to 1423 code for a protein of 421 amino acids. The transcript has 3 exons.